Molecule: messenger RNA, 1739 nt
Organism: Corylus avellana
Lineage: Eukaryota; Viridiplantae; Streptophyta; Magnoliopsida; Fagales; Betulaceae
Source: RefSeq, a predicted model, not a curated record
GGGCAUAUGAUGCUUUGUUCAUCAUUGAGGGAUCGAAUACAGCCAUGGCUUCGCGAUUACGAUAGCCUUCAAUCUUUCGCCGUCAUCCUCAUCUACAUUCAGAUUGGUAGCGCGUUGAUUGGAUCACUGGGCGCAUUGUACAACGGAGUGUUGCUGAUAAAUCUGUCCAUCGCGUUGUUCGCUCUGGUAGCCAUAGAGAGCAGCAGUCAAAGCCUUGGGCGUACCUAUGCGGUUCUCCUCUUCUGCGCUAUCUUCCUCGAUAUCUUCUGGUUCAUCCUCUUCACUCACGACAUUUGGAACAUUUCUACUGUUUAUUAUGGACAAUUCAUUAUAUUUUCAGUGAGACUCACUCUGGCAAUGCAAAUCAUUGGGUUUACUGUGAGGUUGUCAUCCUCAUUGUUAUGGAUUCAGAUUUACAGGUUGGGGGUUUCGAAUGUUGACACUACAGUUUCUCAAGAAGCAGAUUUUGAUUUAAGAAGUAGUUUUCUGAGUCCUGCAACUCCUGCUGUAGUCAGGCAAUCCUCAGAGUCCGAUGACAUUUUAGGAGGAUCUAUCUAUGACCCUGCUUACUACUCAUCUCUCUUUGAUGGUCAAGAUAGUAGACGUUCGUGUGGGGGUCAAAAUCAGGGUAAUGGUGACAAGGGAUCUACUUCUGCUGCCGAAGCUUCUCAGUUGAAGCCAUCUGUAGGCAGAUCAUUUCAGGCUAUAGAUGAGGAGGUUGGAGCAAGCCAGCCUCAAACAAUUUGAACUUAAGUGUGGUAUCCAUGAAAUUUUUUUCUCCUCGGUAUCCACUCCAUAAUUAUUGUUCUGAGGUUUCUUUUCAUUAGUAAAUGCGGCCAGACUGUAUCGGAGUAGGUUUUGUACAGUUACAAUUUUUAGCCAUUUUUUUUUUUCCGAGGGUAAAAGCGCUGCUUAUCAAAGUUAAAGGAGACCUAUUUCCCUUUAUCUGUAGGGAGUGUGACAGUGUCAAAAGGUUUUGCCAUUUGAGAGCCGUAUUUGAAUUAUGCUAUCCUGGCUAGGCCUGUCUAGUGCAUAUGGGUGUAUUCUCCUGGAAACGUUACAGCUGCAGCUAGGCAAUCCAGUUUUGGCUCGUACUGAAUUCUGAUUUCCAUGGUGGUGGAUCUAGGCUAGCGCCACCAAUGUUGUCGUGUUCAGCUACCCUAAGGCUUUGUUUGGUAAAUGAGUUGGGGUUUCCUUCGUUACUAUUUAUUACCAUUUUUCAAAAAAAUUAAUAUCAAAAUAUUCUAACUUUUUUACUUUUUAUAUCACAUCAACAUCAAAACAUUUUAACAUUUUUACUUUUUAUAUCACAUCAUUCACUUUUUAUUAUUAUUCAAAUAAAAAAAUUAUUACAGAACAAAAAUUUUUCACUUUUUUCAUAACCAUUUUUUUACUUUUUUAUACUAAUUUUUUUUUUUUUUUUAACAUCAAUCUACAUCAACUAUAGUGUCUAGGCUAACCUAUUUACCAAAUGCCACCUUAAUUGCAUGUUGUUCCCCAAGUCAGAUUGGCAAAAGCCUUUCAGAUCCUAGUGGCUUACUUCUUUCACUUCAUUUUUUGGUGGGUUUGACAGCCCGUUCAAAUGUCAUGAUUCAUGAAAUAUAGCUGCAAUAUUUUCAAAGUGGAUGAAUAUAUUCCAUGUAUUGUUGUUUUUUCAUUCUAAUCAUGCUUUUACUACAAUUACCAGGAUGUAAUCAUAAAUUAUGUAGGUUAUAUUAACAAUUGCAAUUUCACGAGUC